UUUUUCAUUGAAUGCCAUUUUUUUAGGAUGCAGAUGCAUUGGCGUUGGAGCUUGUUACUAAAUGGGCGGGUGCUGGCACAAAGUUAGGGUUCGACUUGCCCUCAAGAACGACCUCCCUCGACCAAAAAGGAAAAAGAAAAUAAAAACGUUACCUCCCAAUUCCCAAUUUCCCAAUUCGAUUCCUGCAGUCUCUUUCUCGAUUUCACAGACAGAGAUCCAAUGGCGCCGGUGCCCAAUACCCGUCCGGACGGGGACGAUGAGGAUCCGCGACCUAUCAAACAACCACGGCUUGGAGAGGCAGAAGAUUCCAAGGAGGAGAAACCUAAACCUGAACCUGACGCAGAUCCCAAGGCGCUGGAUGAUCAAUCACCGCUUGUUGAGGUAGAAGAUGAACCUGCUGACACAAAUCCCGUGGCGCCGAAUGAUCAGGAACCGGUCCCAAAUGAACAAUCACCUCCUGGUGAGGCAGAAGAUGAUCCUGCUGAUUUUGUUGAAGAGCCCCUCCGCUGUUCAAUUUGCAUGGAGGAGGGUCACAGUUAUAUGAGCUGCCCAUUGACGUGGUUUUGCCCACCAGAGACGGCUGUUAGCGAUUUGGCUGAAAUAGUCUGUUAUUGCUGUUGUGAGCGGAUAGACUCGGGCGUCCAUUCUAAUAUACCUGCUAGAAUGACAAGAGCACAGCUCAUUCCCAGGUGGCCAAGAUGCAUGCCAGAUGUAGACACAAAAGCCUUGGAGCUGGAGCUCCAUACCAAACAACCACAGCUUGGAGAGGCCGAAGAUGUGAAGGAGGAGAAACCUAAACCUGAGACAGAUCCCAUGGCGCUGGAUGAUGAUCAAGCACUGCAGCCAACUAAACAAUCACCGCUUGUUGAGGCAGAAGAUGAACCUACUGCUCAUGCUGUUUCAGGUUCCAAAAAAUCUGUCUCUCGAUAUUGCUAUCGUGCCCCCUUAGAUAUCUCGCGGGAGUAUAUUAAUGAUCAAGUUCUUAAAGGUGUGACAGAAGAAAAAGCUUUGAAAGCACCAAUCAAAGAUCAUCCACCUUAUUUUGUGCUCGGAUCAUCACGUAAGGUGGUGGAUAAGUUCAUGUCCCAAAAAUCUAUUCUUUUUAGAAGGUAUUUUUCUUUUGCUUUUUUUGCGUUAAUUAACCCUUUGAUUUAUAUGUUAAGUUAUCAAAAUUUGUGUUGUUUUGUGUUAAUAAGAUCAUAAAGCUUUAUGUAUGAAUUUCAUAUUAUUUACCUUUUAUAGCUUUUUGAUUGUUAAUUUUGCAGCCUAUGUUUUGGAGUUUCAUUUUCCUUAAGUUGUGUAGCUUGCUAUUGUUAUUCUCUUUUGUCUUUUUGGUUGGUAUGCUUGAAUAUCGUUUUUUCCGAACCAAAAUCUGUGAUGGUUGAAGAUUUUUUGUGUUUGUUUCUUUCAAAUGAAUUAUAGCCGACCCCACUUAGUGGGAAAAGGCUUUGUUGUUGUUGUUGUUGUUUCUUUCAAAUGAAUGAAGUAACUUUUAAAGAUGAAAGUACUCAAUGCCUUGACUUUGGUAAAGAGAGUUGUUUUUUUAGAAGAUAAUUUGAUAGUAGGAUUGAAGCUUAAUUUUGCAUAUGCUUUUUAGUUUGUUGAUGGAUUUGGAAAGAUUAUAUUAGAUGGGCUGAAGUUCUGUAAAGGUAUCUAAAAGAUGGAAAAUGUAUUGAAUUUAUGUUCUGUCGAGUGUUCUUUAGGCUUCACUGGUGAGAGCAAAAUAGUCAAAAUAUUUUUGAAGUAGCUGGACAUGCGUACUAUUGAAGUUGUUUUAUAAUGGUUUUAUAUGGUUAGAUAAGGUUAUAUGUAUUUUGUAUAUAUUUUGAAGUUUAUGUUUAUGUUUUUGUUUUUGUGUGUUUUUUCUUUCUUUCAAAAGAUUAAUUGUAAAACGAAAAUAAGGGUUUAUUUCUUUGUAUUUGGCAAGGUGGAGAGCUGUUCUUAUAGAAUGUUAUUUGAUUUAACGAUUGAUGUGUAAUUUUGUAUAUGCACGUUAAUUUGUGGUUAGAUUUGGAAGGAUUGUAGAUGGUGUUCUGAAAGUCCAGUAAAGGGAUGUAGGAGGGAAAGUGUAUUGAAUUUGUUUUUUGCACUGCUUAUGGUUUGUAUGCUAAAGCCCUUUAGACAUUUAGGCUUCACCGGUGAGAGGAGAAUAGUCAAACUUUUCUUGAAAUUGAUGUACAUGCGUACUAUUGAAGUUGUUUUAUAAUGUUUUUAUACAAUAAAAUUAUAUGUAAGUUGUGGUUCUUUCUUUCUAAAGAAAGAAACAACAGUAAAAGUUAAAAAGAAAGGUUUAUUAUCUUUGACACUUUUGUUUACAGUCAUAGAAUUAGUUUUAGGGGUGGGUUUUUGCAGCGUGAUAAUAUUUUCGACGACGUAUCUGUGGAACUAGCCAAGGUUGUGGUCAGAGCUGCUGUUAUUGAUGUACACACGGAGGUGAAGUCCACGGUAAGUUUUUUAGUAAACCUCUUUAUCUUUUAAUUUUUUUUUAAUGUUCUUGGAUUAUUUUACCAACUUAUAUAAUUUUGUUGCAACCGUCAAUUAGGGGAAUAGGUAGGGGUGGUCGUACCCUUGUCUUCGAUUGCAACAUCACUAGAGUGUAUUUGGAGUUGUAUACCUCUCUUGGCGGUCUGUCUGCUCUUCUUGUUUUUGUUCCCAUUGUCGCAUGUGGAGGGAUAGGCCACGAGUUUGUAGAGUCUUUUUUGGGUUCUCUUAGUUCUCCAAAUGUGUUGCUUUUUCAUAGGUUGUGAUCAAUUCGGGGUUUUGGAAUGCAUUUGGUCACCAUUGAAGUUGGAGUUUCUAAUGCACAUAUCUGAAUUAUUCAUAACAAGACCUUAAAGAAGUCAAAGGGUUGGGGCAAGCUGGGUUUGCCUGAAGUGAUAAUUGGCAAUAUGGUUGUGCACGUUUGCAGUCCUAGAUUGAAUCCCAAGGAUAUCAGGUUGAUUUUUGAACUUUAUCUUAGAGAGAGAUUGAGAGAGUUGAAAAAAAAUGGGCUAGUUAGUCUUUUUGUUCGGACAUCAGGAAUAUUUUAGAAUAUUUUAAGGAUAUUCUUGAUGUCCGAACAAAAAGACUAAUCAGCCCAUUUUUUCCCACUCUCUCAAUCUCUCUAACAAACAAAGUUCUAAAAUCGACCCGAUAUCCUUGGGAUUCAGUCUAGGACUUCAACCUUGCAUAGCCAUAUUGCCAAUCAUCACUUCAGGCAAACCUAGCUUGCCCCAACCCUUUGCCUUCUUUAAGAUCUUGUCAUGAAUAAUUCAGAUAUGUGCAUCAGAAACUCCAACUUCAAAGGUGACCAUAUGCAUUCCAAAACCCCGAAUAGAUCCAACCUAUGAAAAAGCACCACAUUUGGAGAACCCAAAAAGGACUGUAUAGACUCAUGGCCUAUCCCUCAACAUGCGAGAAUGGGAACAAAAACAAUAAGAGCAGACAGACCGCAAAAAGAGGUAUACACUUUGGUGACGUCGCAAUCGAAGACAAGGGUAUGACCACCCAUACAGAUUCCCCUAACUCACGGUCGCAACAAAAUUAUAUAAGUUGGUAAAAUAAUACAAGAACAUUAAAAAAGAUAAAAAGGUUUACUAAAAUACUUACCGUGGAGUUCACCCUUUGUGUGUACAUUAAUAAUGAUUGCUCCAACCACAGCCUUAGCUAGUUCCAUAGAUAUGCCAUCGAAAAUAUCUUCACGAUGCAAAAGUCCACCCCUAAAACUAAUUCGAUGUCUGCAAACAAAAGUGCCAAAGAUAAUAAACCUGUUUUUUUUACUUUGGGUAAAUUACACGUUACCAUCACAAGUUUGGGAUCGAUUUCAAUUCCUUAUAUCUUUAAAACAUUUCACUUUUAUACCUAAAGUACUAUUUUUCAAUAUAAUACAUCUGUUACAUUUUCCAUCAAUUGAUUCGUUAAGAGCUGACACGUGUCAAAAACAAUAAUUUUUUAAUUAAAAAAAAGGUUGCGGGGAUGGUUUAUGGGUUUUUUUCUUUUUAAUAUAUAUAAAUUAUUAUAAUAUUUGAAAUGCAUAAAAUUUUAUUUUUUUUGCCACAUGACACAAAUUUGGUAGCCACGUCAGCUUUUAAUGGACCAAUGGAUGGAAAAAGUAACAGAGGUAUUAUAUUAAAAUAAAAUAGUACUUAAGGUAUGAAAAUGAAAUAUUUAAAAUAUGUUGUAAGGAAUUGAAAUCGACCUUAAACCUGAGGUGGUAAAAUUUACCCUUUAACGUUUAUUGUUCCAUCUUUCUUUAGAAAGAAAAUAUACACUUUACCUCCUACAUCCCUUCCCUUUACUGGACUUCAGAACACCAUCUACAAUCCUUCCAAAUCUAACCACAAAUUAAUGUGCAUUUACAAAAUUACACAUCAAUCGUAAAAUUAAUAACAUUCUAUAAGAACAAUUGUCCACAUUGCCAAAUACAAAGAAAUAAACCCUCCCUUAUUUCGCUUCUACAGUUGAUUUUUGAAAAAACACACAGAAUACAUAUAAUCUUAUCUAACCAUAUAUAACAACUUCAACAGUACGCAUGUAUAGCUACUUCAGAGUUAUUUUGCUCUCACUAGUGAAGCUUAAAUGUCUAAACAAUACACGACAGAACAAAAAUUCAAUACAUUUUCCAUCUUUUAGAUAUAUUUAGAGAACUUCAACCCAUCUAUUACAAUCUUUACAAAUCCAACAACAAAUUAAAAAAAUAAUUGCCGCUUUACAAAGUCAAGGCAUUGAGUCCUUCCAUUUUUAACAGUUACUUCAUUCAUUUGAAAGAAACAAACACAAAAAAUCUUCAACCAUCACGGAUUUUGGUUUUAAAAAAAAAUGAUAUUCAUUCAUCAACCGAAAAGAAUAACAACAGCAAGCUACACAACUUAAGCAAAACGAAACUCCAAAACAGAUGCUGCAAAAUUAAUAAUAAAAAGCUGUAAAAGGUAAAUAAUAUGAAUUUCAUACAUAAAACAUUAUUAUCUUAUUAACACACAAAUUUUGAUAACUUAACAUAUAAAUCAAAGGGUUAAUUAACGCAAAAGAAAAGUACCUUCCAAAAAGAGUAGAUUUCUGGGACAUGAACUCAUCCACCACCUUACGUGAUGAUCUGAGCACAAAAUAAGGUGGAUGAUCUUUGAUUGGUGCUUUCAAAGCUUCUUCUUCUAUCACACCUUUAAGAAUUUGAUCAUUAGUAUACUCCUGGAGAUAUCUAAAGGGACACGAUAUCAAUGUGGAUUUUUGGAACCUAAAACAUCAUGAGCCGUUGAAAUGAUUAUUAGAAAGAAGUCACACGAACAUUUAAAACAACCUAACUUAUUUUCAUAACCACAAAUAAAUGCGGCACUGUGACCGUAUCUCUGCUCCCACCUAUUGGUUUCAUAUUUCUCAUCUUCUAGCUCUUAUCCAAUUUGACCCUUCUUGGCAUUCCCAUAUCUUAUUAGAUUGCCGGAAGUAUUUAUAGCAAGGGUCUCUUACAGAAACAUGAUCAUUUUGACUUUCAAGAUAAGUGGCUAAUUCACAAAAUAAUUUCUCCAUGACA
This is a messenger RNA of Malus domestica (apple), 5503 nucleotides long. The record is from RefSeq and is a predicted model, not a curated record. NCBI's taxonomy places the organism in Eukaryota, Viridiplantae, Streptophyta, Magnoliopsida, Rosales, Rosaceae.